Molecule: messenger RNA, 1533 nt
Organism: Colletotrichum scovillei
Lineage: Eukaryota; Fungi; Ascomycota; Sordariomycetes; Glomerellales; Glomerellaceae
Exons: 3
Coding region: 1-1533 (510 amino acids)
Molecular function (GO): oxidoreductase activity, acting on paired donors, with incorporation or reduction of molecular oxygen; monooxygenase activity; iron ion binding
Source: RefSeq, a predicted model, not a curated record
AUGAACUUGUUUUCGACACAGUCUCUGAGCCUACCACGUGAUGGUUAUAUGUCCUCUGCGAAGGACAUUAUGGGUAGUUGGAGUUAUGUGAUGGUGUUUGCGGUUGUUCUACUCCUCUGGUUCUCUUCGACCAUAUAUACCGUGUUUUUCCAUCCUCUCAGCAGUGUCCCAGGGCCAUGGCUGGCCCGUUUCAGCGAGGCCUGGAGAUCCCACAAGUACUUCCGAGGGACAUGGCACCAAGAUGUCGUCCUGUUGCACCGGAAGUACGGGAAAGUCGUCCGAAUUGCCCCAAACGAGUUGAGCAUUAGCAAAUGGUACGACACUUGGACCGUUCCCAACAUGAGUAUGAGUUUCUUCGCCGUCAGGGACAUCAAGACUCAUCGGCAUCUGAGGUCUCGCGUCUCGUCCGGGUACUCCAUGACGGCCAUUCAAUUCAUGGAGCCCUUGAUACAAGAUGUUGCAAACUCCAUGUGGCAGAGAAUGGGAGAGUUUGCCGAUAGGAAUGUUCCGGUUCGCAUGGACGAGUGGGCAAACUACUUCGCCUUUGACGUGGUUGGCAGCCUAGCUUUGGGAGGCCCUAUCGGUUUCAUAGAGAAGGGAAAGGAUGUUGACGGCAUCAUCCGGUCAAUCCACGACGGCUUCUGGCUCAUGGCAAACAUGGGCAACAUGUCACUUCAAAUGACGUGGUUCAACAACCGCAUAGCGCAGUGGGCCCUUAGGUCGUUUGGCGGCGAACGACUCCAGGCUUUCUCCAAAUUUGUGGACUGGCUCGAAGUCCGCGUUGACGAGCGCUACCGCGAUGGCCUCGGUUCUCAACGGCGAGACAUGUUGCAGCUCUUCAUCGACGCCAAGGACAUGACAGGGCAGCCGGUUACGAAAGGCGAUGUGAUGAUGGAAGGUGUCAAUAUCCUGGGUGCUGGAGCAGAUACGACGACCAUUGGCAUUCUUUCCGCGCUGGGCUCGCUUCUUCUUCAUCCCGAAGCGAUCGUUCGGCUCCAGGCAGAGAUCGAUGAAGCGUAUUGCUCUCUGGGACUUGAGAAGACAGGGCGAGACAUCGAGUUCUUAGAGUCGUCUAAACUGCCGUUCCUAUCUGCCGUCAUCAAAGAGAGUACGAGACUGCACCCUUCCAUUCAGUAUCAACUUCCCCGCAUGGUUGGUCCCGGAGGCUUGCAACUAGAUGAAGUGGUAGUGCCGGAAGGCACGGUCUGUGGCAUAAGUCCCGCUUCGAUGAACAGGUCGAUGGAAAUAUUUGGCCCAGACGCCGAUGAGUGGAAGCCUGAGAGAUGGAUUGCGACUGAUGCAAACCAUGAAGAAAAGAUCAAGUAUUGGAACUCCCAUUUAACAACGUUCGGCAUGGGAAGCAGAAGCUGCGUAGGGAAGAACUUGGCCACGGUUGAAAUGCACAAUUUCAUAGCGCAGUUCUUUCGUAGGUUUGAUGCUUCUUUAGUGGAUCUGGACCGCCCCUGGCAAACAAAGACGCAAUGGUUUGCUUUUCAGAGGAACUUCUGGGUACGCGUACAGCGUAGACAUUGA